AAACACCUCAUUUCUUUGAGAAUAAGGCCAUUCUUGAGCGACAUACAGAGAGAUUACGGGAACUUCGAUCAUUAACUCUAUGGGAUGAGCGAUUACAGAGAGAAGAGGAGGAGUUUCAGUCCGAGUACAAUUUGGACGAUCUUGAGACAAACGUCUCUCAAUUAAAGAGUGAAGUUCAAAAUCUACAUACAGACUUGAAUAACUUGGAAGAUCUUUCUAACUUAAAGAAGACAGCAGAAAACAUGCUCGGGCUGGAGGCAGAAGUAGAGCAGCUGAGCAAAGAAAUAAUGACUAGUGAAAUAAAUCUCGCAGAUUCUGGUUCGGUAUCGGAUCCUGUGAGAACAACAAGUGAACUGCAGGAAAUUGAACAAGACAUUAAUAAGAUUCAAGACGAAAAUGUUAAGAUUCAAAAAAUGAAAAUUACGAAAAUGCAACAAGUGUCACAAUAUACAAAAAUUUGUCAAAGUCUUCAAGAUCAAAUCACAGAGAGAGAGAGAUAUUUAAAAGAUGCUACCGAGAAGAUGACCCUUGCAGAAGAGGCAGAAGCGUCAAGUAAGAGAGCGCAACGCGAAAAAGAGGAAGUAGACAAGCAAAUU
Paraglomus occultum is the source of this 596-nucleotide messenger RNA. NCBI's taxonomy places the organism in Eukaryota, Fungi, Glomeromycota, Glomeromycetes, Paraglomerales, Paraglomeraceae. The record is from the annotation of a GenBank genome assembly.